Sinocyclocheilus rhinocerous is the source of this 869-nucleotide messenger RNA. Its product is annotated as peroxiredoxin-6-like. Gene Ontology annotation, biological process: cellular oxidant detoxification; cell redox homeostasis. NCBI's taxonomy places the organism in Eukaryota, Metazoa, Chordata, Actinopteri, Cypriniformes, Cyprinidae. Gene Ontology annotation, cellular component: mitochondrion; cytosol. The record is from RefSeq and is a predicted model, not a curated record. The transcript is spliced from 5 exons. Gene Ontology annotation, molecular function: peroxiredoxin activity. Bases 1 to 645 code for a protein of 214 amino acids.
AUGUGCUGUUACUUUUUGCUUAAAAGGAGCUGUCAAAUUUAUAUAUACUGCAUUUAUUUCCUCUUUAGAUGGGGUAUCUUGUUCUCACACCCACGUGACUUCACUCCAGUAUGUACGACCGAACUAGCCCGUGCUGCGAAGCUUCAUGAUGAGGUUAAGAAACGUGAUGUGAAGAUGAUCGCGUUGUCCAUUGACAGCGUGGAAGACCACCGCAAAUGGAGUGAGGACAUUAUGUCAUUUAACCAAGACAAAACGUGCUGUCCCGUGCCGUUCCCCAUCAUAGCAGAUGACAAGAGGGAGUUAUCAGUCUUACUGGGGAUGCUGGACCCUGAUGAGAGGGAUAAAGACGGGAUGCCCCUCACAGCCCGCUGUGUGUUCGUCGUUGGCCCUGACAAGAGGCUGAAGCUGUCCAUUCUCUAUCCAGCCACUACAGGGCGCAAUUUUGAUGAGAUUCUCCGUGUCAUAGACUCUCUGCAGUUGACGGCAACAAAGAAGGUGGCCACACCUGUAGACUGGCAGCCUGGACAAGAAGUCAUGGUCAUCCCUUCUCUGUCAGAUGAAGAGGCCAACAAACUUUUCCCAGCAGGUUUUACCCUCAAAGAGGUGCCUUCUGGGAAAAAAUACAUGCGCUACACUAAACCGUAACUGAUAUAUUGGGGCAAUACUUUAGAAAUGGCACUUAACUGACAUCAUAUUUUUAGUCCACUUGAUGUGGUGUGUUCUCUCACUUUGACUAAGUGACCCAUCACCUGCUACUAUCCAGAGGGAGAAAUCAUCAGAAUUUAGCAUCAAAAUGUCAUUACAAUCAAUAUAAUUAUUGUAUUGUGCCUUAAUCUCAAUAAAACUAUGAUCCUUUUGUAAUUUAAAAA